CCCCACACAUUGGAUCAUACAGGGCUGUAUUCAUGUCUAGCCAGCUUGCUGCGUGCUUUGUAUGUGGAAAAUAAUCAGCAAGCGCUUGUUUCCUGUAUUCAAGGCAGCGGCAUAUGAAUGCCUUGUCAAAAACACGAGACGGGCAUGCAGAUGUUCUCACGGUCUAAUCCACAGUAGGCUACUCGCUAAGGAGGAAGAAGUGGCUUGUUCUAGGAAGUGAAAGCUCGGAGAGAUACCUCUGCUUCCAUUACCCGCCGCAAGCUUUCGCUCCACGUACUGUUGCUUGCAACCUCAUUACCGUUGUCUGCAGGUUACCUCUCGGUGUAUAACGGCAAUUGCUCUUAUUGAUGAGCGAUUAGGCCUGGAGCUCCAGGGAACAGGGCCAUGGCAAGGCGAGCAGAAUGGCUUUGUAAUGCACAUUCCCCGGCCCAGGCCGUUUGCUGCUGAAAGACUCCGCCGGAGGACUGGAGCUCUGUGAACGCUUGCAUCAUUUUUAAUAAGGAAAGCAUGUUGGGUUUCGUGUUUUCAACGACCGGGAUAUUUGAGGACGGGGGGGGGCGGUUCCUCGUCUGUUUUGUCGAUGGGAACGGACGGGGAGUUCGCUUCCUGGUGCUUAUCAGAAAUGACGGGCGUUGUGGACGUCUCCCCUCCCUGGGUUGGCCUGUCGCCUCUUUCUGGGCUGUGUUGUAGCGGAGUUAUUCAGCACUCCCAAGCUACGCACAUUUUUACAAAGACGGCUAGUUUCCUCUUUGGGAUAUGACCACAAUCGCCUCUGGUCUACUGAGCCAAUGUGUGUAUAAGGAACCCGUGCUGACAGACUGCGUAUACACAGGUCUGUGGCCCGGUGUGUGAUUGGCUGAAGAAGGUCGCCGGGCCAGUCGUCUGCACGUGAUUGGCUGCGAAAGGUCACCAGGCCAAUCGUCCAUUGUUUUAUGAUUUUCUCCGGUGCAGUCGGAGUCCUCUGGGCAGCUGUGUUGAAGUUUUCUGGAAUGAAAAUGGACCAUAAGGAGUGAGAGCCGGCUGUGGGCUCCCCCUGACCUGACACUGACCCCGCCCCUGACCACGCCCUGCCACACCUGGCCCCGCCCGGGUGCUGAGGGGGGAGGGGGGACUGGGAUGAAGUCCAGCAUGAAGCACUGGAAGCAGCUGGUUCUGGUGGGCAUGCUGGCGUGGGCCCUGCUGUUCCUCAUGCUGCUGUCCUACUUCAUGGACUCCCGGACGGGCGAGACCCGCUCCUCCGCCCCGCUGUCCCACGCCGAGACCCGCCGCCUCGCCUCCGUCCAGGGCAUCAACCGCGCCAUCAUGGGCUCGCCGCCCGACCCCACCGCCGCCGCCGCCGCCGCCGCCCCCCCGGGCCCCGAGCCCGGCCGCGGGUACGAGAGCCGGGAGGGCGCGCCCUACGCCAGCCCGGACCCGGACCCGGACCCGGACCCUCAGGCCCUGGCCGCUUUCGGCACCCCGGGAGGAGCGGAUCUGAGGGACCCCAGGGUGACUCGAGCCCGGGAUAGUCCCGUGGGGAACAGCGCGGCCGAAGAGGAGGAAGAGGCGGAGGCAGAGGAUGGGGGGGAGGAGGAGGAGGAGGAUGAGGAGGAAGAGGAGGUGGACGGGGGGACGAUGAAGACCACGCAGCAGACCAAAGCCCACUGGGAGAGCAUCGAUGACCUGGAGGAGUACUACUCCAAGUCCAAGUCGGCCAUCCUGGGCCUGUGGCGCGGGAACGUCUCGGCCGCCAUGCUCAGCCCGCGGCUGCAGAAGGCCAUGAAGGAGUACCUGAACGCCAACAAGCACCGCGUGGCCUACAGGGGGCGCCGCCACGCGGGCCACCCGGGCCGGGAGGUCCUGUGCGAGCUGAAGAAGGGAGCGCGGGUGCGGGCCCUGGACGGGAAGGAGCAGCCCUUCUCCCAGAUGGGCUGGGGCAGGCUGGUGCCCCUCGAGCCUCUGGAACAGGUCCACGGGGCCCGGUUUCAGACCUGCGCCGUGGUCACCUCCGCCGGGGCCAUCCUCAACUCCUCCCUGGGGAAAGAGAUCGACUCCCAUGAGGCCGUGCUGCGGUUCAACGCUGCCCCGACGGGGGGGUACGAGAACGACGUGGGCAACAAGACCACCAUCCGCAUCAUCAACUCCCAGAUACUGGCCAACCCCAAGCAUCGUUUCAACACCAGCUCCCUGUACAAAGGGGUCAUCCUGGUCGCCUGGGAUCCAGCACCGUACACCUCUGACCUGCUGAAGUGGUAUAACAGCCCGGACUACAACCUCUUCACUCCGUACGCGCAGCACCGUCAGCGCCACCCCUCCCAGCCCUUCUACAUCCUGCACCCCAAAUUCAUAUGGCAGCUGUGGGACAUCAUCCAGGGGAACACCAAGGAGAACAUCCAGCCCAAUCCGCCGUCGUCCGGCUUCAUCGGAAUCCUCCUGAUGAUGACCCUGUGCAAGGAGGUGCACGUGUACGAGUACAUCCCCUCGCUGCGGCAGACGGACCUGUGCCACUACCACGAGCAGUACUACGACGCGGCCUGCACGCUGGGGGCCUACCACCCGCUGCUGUACGAGAAGAUGCUGAUCCAGCGCAUGAACACGGGCUCCGAUCAGGACCUCAAGAGGAAGGGCAAGGUCACGCUCCCUGGGUUCAGCACCAUCAACUGCGACCCCUGACCCCCCUGACCCCUGACCCCUCCCUCCGCAUCAGGGGGGUCCCCUCGCCAAAACCGAGUCCGGAAAAUCGACGCAAUAACCCGUGACGGACGGGUCAAUCUCCACGGGUGAUCCGCCAUGGCCUGGGGUCACAUGAUUUGUCCAGGCCCGGUCGAUCGCAGAAUAGCGAUAGCGAUCGUAAGUUCGCCCGUGAGAUUGAGCCUGGCCAGCCGGGAACAAGCCACCCUUUUUAUAAAAUAAAAAAAAUAAUCACAUUAAAACGAGGGGGGAAAAAAAUCAACUGGUCCCCCAGUACAGGGAAAGGGAAUUGAGGUGCAUUUGCUGAGCCCGAAUUAAAAGUAAUAGCUGAAAAACGGAGCUUCGUACUGGCCAACAUAGCAAUAGAGAAAACCCUCUUGGGGCAGUAACUCGGAUAUGUGGAUGUGCUUUACUGUGGCAAGCUCUGUUCCCUUGUGGAUGGAAGGAUCUGUGUUAUUUAAUAUUUUAUAUUCACUGCAAGUCUGCCGGGGAGGUUGGAAGUGCAUUGGAAGUGCGUUGUGGUUUCCUGCUGAAUGUCACAAAGACUUCCGCAGCAGUACAAGCCCGGACAACGGGCAACGAUUUGACUCGUAUUAAACCAUCAGACGCUGUAGGCGUCGGAUGGCUGGAUGUAAAUGUUUGAAUACGGUGAAUUUCAUGUUUUGUCAACAGAAGGAUGCUACUGUAAGGUCUUUUUUUUUUUUUUUUUUUUAAAGCUGAUGUUAAUGUACAUAUGUAAUCUUACACCUGUCAGUUUCAAAUACUUUAUCUUCGUCUCAUAGCACCUCCCUGCCAACAUAUCACUGUAUCAGUCACGAUAUAGUUUCUUCCACACUGCUCUUUCAGGCCCAACACAGACCUGCAGCAGUGCUGCUUCUCCUCGCAAUAUGGCAGUCAUUUUUGUUGUGUUGGUGUAAAGCGUAGAGCCCAAAGGUCUGGUGCGCGCGCUGCCAGAUUUCAGUCCCGGUUUUUGCCACGCCAUGUCGCGACAGGGGCCAUGUCAUGAUUAGAAGGCGGCGCCCGCUGCUUCCACAGCUCCGAGCCUCGCGAUUGGCCUCGCGCUGCACUGGCUGCCGUCCGCGUGUGCGUGUGCCGGGCGUGUGCGUAGCGUGUGCCUGGCGUGUGCGUAGCGUGUGCCUGGCGUGUGCGUAGCAUGUGCCUGGCGUGUGCCUGCCGUGAGCGAGGCGGAAUUUAAGGGGCUGUUAGUCCCCUGGGGCAGCCAGCUGACCAGGCUGCUGAAUGUCCCGUACUGUAUUAUUUCUGCAAAAAGCUCCCUGCGUCUUUCCCCAGAGAGAACGUCCCACGGUGUGCAGCGUUCCGUCUUCAAAGCACGUGUUAGCUUUACAUCAUGAAUGAUUUCAAAAUGUCAGGCGCGCGUGUCUGAUGCUCUGCUGGGUCCAGGCGAUGAUGUGUGCACUUGAAGACUACAGCACAAGGUGCACAAAGUCUUUGAGAGCCCCCCGUAUGUCUUGUCGGACGCAGAGAGGGAACUUCCGGGUCGGUGUCGCAGAAGUAAGUUACAUGCUUCGUGGUUUGGAACGCUGUGCAUAGCUGGUCGCCAGAGUUGCGCUGGGAUCCGUAAAGUUUGCGUCCUGUUGAGGUGAGUGUGAGGUGAGGUAGCCCUUCACGAAUUUCAGAAGCAGAUUCCUAAAAUUCGGCAUGGCACUCGGCAGUAACGGAGAGGGUGUGGCAUUUAUGUACAUAUUAUUAACACACGCCUCGAUACAGUGCAAUGAAGCCAAAAGUUCCUGACCUGUGCGAGUGUGAGGAGAUGUUAUGGUGGUGAUUUGUAGAUUUUUUUCAAUUUUUAUUUCUUCCAAUAUUCCAACUUGUUCUUUUCCACUUCCUAUAAGUGUGUGCUGCUUGCCUUGAAUUAUGGUGGGGGGGGGUCAAGGCUUUGGAGGCCCAGGGUAAACGGGUACAGCUGUCCCCAUUGUCCCCAUGACUUGCUGAUUUGAUCCAAUCGAACGGUUUUGCUUUGGGCAGUGAAGGGCUCUGAUUGGUUCAGGAGUUGAGUUCAUGAAGCAUCACACCCCUGUGUAUUUUGUUUUUACAUGCCAAGAUUCUGUUGAGAGGAGUGCACCUUUAUAAAUGCUGUUGCUUUAAAUCUUAGGUCAAAGGUGAUGUUUGUUUAUUUUUUUUGGGGGGGGGGGGGGGGGUUUGUUGGUUUUUCUUUCCACGUCCUGACCAUGUUUCAUUUCAUUUUUUUCUUUUUUUUAUAUAUCUGGCACCAAGAUGCCUUUUCACGUGGCCAUAGUGUGCACUACGCCCUGCAAUGGAAAGUACAUGGCGUCGUGGAAGGUGCUUCAACUGUAAAGUGACUUUUUGGCUGUUUAAAAAAAAA
Molecule: messenger RNA, 5014 nt
Organism: Anguilla anguilla (European eel)
Lineage: Eukaryota; Metazoa; Chordata; Actinopteri; Anguilliformes; Anguillidae
Gene: st6gal2a
Product: ST6 beta-galactosamide alpha-2,6-sialyltranferase 2a
Exons: 7
Coding region: 1117-2652 (511 amino acids)
Molecular function (GO): sialyltransferase activity
Source: RefSeq, a predicted model, not a curated record